CACAUGAAACUGAGCAACCAAACUCAGCUUUCAGAAUUCCUUCUCCUGGGAUUCUCGGAGGACCCAGCAGUGCAGCAUAUAAUAUUCGGGCUGUUCCUCUCCAUGUAUGUGAUCUGUGUCAUUGGGAACCUGCUCAUCAUCCUGGCCAUCCUUUCAGACCCACGCCUCCACACACCCAUGUACUUCUUCCUCUCCAACCUGUCAUUCGUGGAUGUCUGCUUCACUACCACCACCGUCCCUAAGAUGCUGGUGAACAUCCAGACACAGAACAGAGCCAUCAGCUAUGAAGGCUGCCUCACACAGAUGUUCUUCUUCAUAAUCUUUGCAGAAUUAGAUGACUUUUUGCUGGCUGUAAUGGCCUAUGACCGCUUUGUGGCCAUCUGUCACCCCCUGCACUACAUGGUGAUCAUGAAUCCUAGACUCUGUGUGCAGCUGGUUCUGUUGUGCUGGACCAUUAGUGUCCUGCUUGCAAUACUACACAGCUUACUUGUGGUGAGGCUGAGCUUCUGCACACACCUGGAAAUCCCUCACUUUUUCUGUGAGUUGAAUCAGGUGGUCCACAAAGCCUGUUCUGACACCUUUCUCAAUGACCUCAUAAUGUAUCUUGCAGCUGUGUUGCUGUUGGUUGGUCCCCUGACUGGGAUCCUGUACUCCUACUCUAAGAUUGCCUCCUCCAUCUGUGCCAUCUCGUCAAAACAGGGCAAGUAUAAAUCCUUUUCCACCUGUGCCUCUCACCUCUCUGCCAUCUCCCUAUUUUAUGGCACAAGCAUAGGUGUGUACCUCAGUGCCAGCGCUGCCCCAAGUUCAGCCUCUACAGCAGCUGCCUCGGUGAUGUACACUGUGGUCACUCCCAUGCUGAACCCCUUCAUCUACAGCCUGAGGAACACAGACAUGAAGAGGGCUAUAAAAAGACUAACAAGUAGGGCCAGCACAUGCAAGGUCCCGUACUGA
Ochotona princeps (American pika) is the source of this 951-nucleotide messenger RNA. Its product is annotated as olfactory receptor 7A10-like. Lineage: Eukaryota; Metazoa; Chordata; Mammalia; Lagomorpha; Ochotonidae. Gene Ontology annotation, biological process: G protein-coupled receptor signaling pathway. Gene Ontology annotation, molecular function: G protein-coupled receptor activity; olfactory receptor activity. The transcript is spliced from 2 exons. Bases 4 to 951 code for a protein of 315 amino acids. The record is from RefSeq and is a predicted model, not a curated record. Gene Ontology annotation, cellular component: membrane.